GAGGCCCUGACUGUGGGGGCCUGGGGCCUUCUCAGGCUUCUUCGUCCCGGGCUUCCCGAAGCUCCUCAGGUUCCAGGCUCAUCACGAGCGCGUCCUCCAAAGAGCUCUCCCCGACCUGAGGAAGCACAUGGACGAGGAGCAGAUGUCCACCGGCAUCUAUACCCCAAAGUGGUUCCUGCAGUGCUUCCUCGGCCGGACCCCCUUCUCGCUCACCCUGAAGCUGUGGGAUGCCUACGUCCUCGAUGGGGAGAGGGUGCUCACGGCCAUGGCCUACACCAUCCUCAAGGUGCACAGGAAGCGCCUCCUGAAGCUGCCCCUGGAAGGGCUCCGGGAGUUCCUCCAGGACUCUCUGGCCCAGCCCUGGGCCCUGAAAGACGAGGCGGUGCUCAGACACCUUUGGGCCUCCAUGACCCAGCUCCGGAGGAUGCGGUGUGACCUGCCCCCCCCCAGCCUCGGGGACCGCAGGCCAGGGCUGGGCAGGCGAGCACCCACUGCAGGGCCCGGGCACCAGUGUGGGGAGCUGAGCACAGGGUCAGGCUGGGGGGGCCACGCGGGAGCUGUGAGGACCCCCGGAGCUCCCAGCGGGGUACACACAGCCUGCUGGAGACGCUGA
Messenger RNA from Canis lupus familiaris (dog), 613 nucleotides. RefSeq names its product USP6 N-terminal-like protein. Lineage: Eukaryota; Metazoa; Chordata; Mammalia; Carnivora; Canidae. The coding region runs from base 128 to 613 and encodes 161 amino acids. The record is from RefSeq and is a predicted model, not a curated record. The transcript has 5 exons.